Messenger RNA from Chelonoidis abingdonii (Abingdon island giant tortoise), 1516 nucleotides. RefSeq names its product Src homology 2 domain containing transforming protein D (gene SHD). Gene Ontology annotation, molecular function: phosphotyrosine residue binding. NCBI's taxonomy places the organism in Eukaryota, Metazoa, Chordata, Testudines, Testudinidae. The record is from RefSeq and is a predicted model, not a curated record.
UUGUCAGGCUGGAACAAAUGGCCAAGUGGCUGAAAGAUUACUUGAGUUUUGGGAGCAGGAGGUCUCCUCCACAGCCCCCCAAGCCCGACUACACAGAGAGUGAGAUUUUAAAGGCUUACAGAGCGCAGAAGAGCCUGGAUUUUGAGGAUCCCUAUGAAGACAGCAACAGUAAACUGGAACUGGAUCCUGUGGGGUCGGGUUCCUCAAAUACAGCAGCUGCUGGUGGCUGUGCGGAAGGGAAAUACACCUCCCCAAAACACAGGCUUAUCAAAGUGGAGUCCACAGACCUGAACAGAGGCAAAGCUCUGUUGGCGACGGCUGCUGAGGAACUCAAAGGCGGGCAAGAGCAGGGCGAUGGCGACAGCGAGUACUCCAACCCCUUCAAUGCCAGCCGGGAGCAGCCAGGGGACGUCGAGGGGACGGUGCCGGAGAACAAUGGCUACAUGGAGCCUUACGACGCCCAGCGGGUGGUGGCAGAUCUCCAGGGCAAAGGCGACUGGGAGGGCCGGUGGGGGCAGAAGUGCCAGCAGGGGCUGCAGCUUUACGACACCCCCUAUGAGGAGCAGGGGCGAGACCCAGAAGGUGGCCUGGCCAGCCCGGCCCGCGAGAGCCGCCUGCCCCAAGAUGACGAGCGGCCGGCGGAUGAGUAUGAUCAGCCCUGGGAGUGGAAGAAAGACCACAUCUCCCGGGCCUUUGCAGCAGUGCAGUUUGAGAACCCCGACUGGGAGCGCCCCUCCUCCCUGAACAAAGAGCGCUGUUGGCCGCCGAAGCACCUGACGGCAGGCCCCAAGCACGGCCGAUCGCAGAGCCCAGAGCGCAGCCCGCCCAUGGCCGAGCACGUGGACCCCUCGCUGCCACUGGAGAAGCAGGUGUGGUACCACGGCUCCAUCAGCAGAGUGGACGCCGAGACCUUGCUGACUCUGUGCAAAGAAGGCAGCUACCUGGUGCGGAACAGUGAAACCAGCCACCAUGACUACUCCCUGUCGCUCAGGAGCAGCCAGGGCUUCAUGCACAUGAAGUUCACCAGGACCAGGGAGAGCAAGUAUGUGCUGGGCCAGAACAGCGCCCCCUUCGAGAGCAUCCCCGAGGUCAUCCACUACUACACGGCUCAACAGCUGCCCGUCAAAGGCGCCGAGCAACUCUCGCUGCUGUACCCCGUCGCCGUGCAGACCCUCUGAUGCUGGGGGGGACACUGGGUGCUUGCUGACCACGAGGAAGGGCUGGGCCGGCCCCAGCCCAGCCCCUACGGGCGAAUGCCCGGCCGUUUUAGCACAGGGGACUCCUGCUUCGAAGCAGCAAUGGCAAGUCGCUCGGGCUGCAGUGCUGCGUCCAAUGCCCUCCAACCCCUGCGUCUUGCUCUGGGGGGGUGGCCUUUGUCCUGGAAGGUCCCACACAGCGAAGGGGUUAGCCUGGAGUCAUCCCUUCUAGCCACAUCUGGGAGCUUCUGCUUCGGGGCUGUUUGUCCGGGAGAUUCCCUUUCCCCUCCGCCCCCUCCUUGGUCUCCCCUACUCUGGGA